AUGGUAGCAGGCGCCAAUGCUCAUUUCCGUCUCCUCGAGCCCUUCUGGCGAGGCAGCUCUUUCGCAGCGCCAGCAAGCCAAUGGAUCUACCCAUGUGCCAACGUCAAUGAGACUACCGACAUGUCAAACCGCACUGUAUGGCCCGUAACUGGCGGCUCUACUCUGAUCAACGGUUCCCACGAACAUGCCCUCACCGCAAUCAACCUCGCUCUCGGUACCAACGUCACAAAUUUCAACAUCUCGCUCGUCGAAAUGUUCAACCAGACCGGCGCUGGUCUCUUCUGCCUAAAGGAAACUGGCCGUGCAAACCUCGAAGCCGGGUUCAAGGCUGCUGGCUACUCUGGCUUCGACGACGAGCGCAUCAACGGACUCAUGGGAACCAUCCAGGUCAUUCAGCUUGGCCACUCCGGAAGCGCACUGUACAACUGCGCCGACAUCAUGUUCAACUCGACUGCCCAGCUCCUCUCCGACGACAAAUGCCAGAACAGCACCGGCGUCUCUGGCGUCGCGAUUGCAAACGUAGAAUCCGCAACGCAGAGCGAGGGUGGCAAUGGCACCUCUGGUCAGGCCCCUCAGCCAACGGGUGCGGCAGGUCAUAUCAGCCCAGCACUUGGCACGACAGUGUUUGCGGCGGUAUUGGCUUGGGGACUCUUGUAG
This is a messenger RNA of Bipolaris maydis ATCC 48331, 657 nucleotides long. RefSeq lists its product as uncharacterized. The record is from RefSeq and is a predicted model, not a curated record. NCBI's taxonomy places the organism in Eukaryota, Fungi, Ascomycota, Dothideomycetes, Pleosporales, Pleosporaceae.